UCCCUAUCCAGCCAGCCAGUCUUCCCCUUCCUGUCUCUUUCUGUCUCUUUUCUUGUCUCUUUGUCUGUCUGUCUGUUCAUCUUUCUGUCUUUCCUCGGACCAGGUCUUCCCAUCAUGCUGGUACGAGCCUUCCUUCAGACCUCGCUGGUCCUUUGGCUGGCACAGCACACUCUGCAAGGAGGAGUGAAACCUGGUGCAGGCAUGGGAAGAAUGAUGCCAGGACGGGGUGCCAGUCUUGGCCCAGGUGCAGGGAUGGGAGGGGGCAGAGCUGGAGGCACGGGCUCUCUGGGGAUGCAAGGAGGUCGAGGUUACGGUGCCAAACCUGGGAAAACUGGUGGAGCCGGAGGUCGUUAUCCAGGAGCUCAGCUCGGUGGAGCGGGCUACAGAGGCCCAGUAGGAAGAGGAGGAGUGAAGCCAGGAUAUGGGCCCCAGGGAGGUGCAGGUGGGGGUGCCAGUCUUGGAGCUGGGAUGGGAGCAGGCGUGGGGAUGGGUGUGGGGAUUGGGAACGGACUGGGAAUGGGCCUGGGCACUCAGGGAGGGAAACGUGGAGGUGAGUAA
Molecule: messenger RNA, 558 nt
Organism: Osmerus eperlanus (European smelt)
Lineage: Eukaryota; Metazoa; Chordata; Actinopteri; Osmeriformes; Osmeridae
Exons: 7
Coding region: 115-558 (147 amino acids)
Source: RefSeq, a predicted model, not a curated record